AUGACAUUAUUCAUUACUGGGCGGUAUGGAUUAAUUGUUCCUAAAAAACUGUCAGACCUACCGAAGAGGAUUACCAAUGUKUUUGGCGAUGACAGUGAUUCUGAAAACGAAACAUCAAAAAAAAAACCAAUUCAAACUAAUAACCAAACUAAAGCUCAGCAAAGAAGUGUAAAAUUAUCUAUUGAUAAGGCGUUGAAAGAAGAUGCAACAGUUUUUCAGUACGAUGAAAUCUAUGAUGAAAUGGAAAAAAAAAAAGAGCAUACCAAUGAAAAGAAGAAAGAUGUUAAGCCACGAUAUAUACAAAAUUUAUUAGUCCAAGCUGAGAAACGUAAAAUUGAAUAUGAACGUCGAAACGAACGAUUAAUUCAAAAAGAAAGGGAAGCUGAAGGAGAUCAAUUUAAAGAUAAAGAAGCGUUUGUCACUGCUUCAUACAAAGCAAAACUGGAAGAAUUAAGAAAACUAGAUGAAGAAGAAUUAAAGUUUUCCAUGAUUGAAGACAUUAAUGAUGUAACAAAACAGAAAGACAUGGGUAGUUUUUAUAGACAUUUAUUUAAAGAAGAAUUGUGCAAGAAUGAAAAUGGUAAGACUGAUGAAGUGAAAAAGACAACAAAAAAAUCUGAAGCAAGUCGUCAAUAUAGAAAGCGUGCUUCUUCAAACACUUCAGAUGAUGAAAAUGCUAAUGAUGAUAGAGAUACUGACCUUUCAGAAUCUGAUUCAUCAGUGGAUUCCAAGCGUAGAAAAAUUGAAAUUCAUGACGAUAAGAAUUCUGUAAAAGAAAAUUUAGACGAGACCGAAGUAAAAUUCAAAGAGUCAAUUACAGAAAUAUCUAARGUAAAGGAUACUGCACCAAAUGAAGAACAAAAACCAAAAGAAGAAACUAAAGAGAUACCUAAAGACAAAAAAGUUGAGAAAAAUGAAAGUAAACCGAAAGAGAUUAAACCAAAAAUAAAUAUUUGGUUAAAGAGGACAGUUGGUAAUAUUUUUGAAGAAGCACAACAAAGAUAUUUCCAAAGAAAAAUGACUAAUUUACAAUGUGUAAGAACUUAGGAUUUAGGUAUUAUUUUGUCAUCAUGAACAUGCAAAAGAUAAAUAAUAUAAAUAUAUU
This is a messenger RNA of Diuraphis noxia (Russian wheat aphid), 1105 nucleotides long. Its product is annotated as nuclear speckle splicing regulatory protein 1. Gene Ontology annotation, biological process: regulation of alternative mRNA splicing, via spliceosome. The record is from RefSeq and is a predicted model, not a curated record. Lineage: Eukaryota; Metazoa; Arthropoda; Insecta; Hemiptera; Aphididae.